Molecule: messenger RNA, 5178 nt
Organism: Penaeus indicus
Lineage: Eukaryota; Metazoa; Arthropoda; Malacostraca; Decapoda; Penaeidae
Product: transmembrane protein 179-like
Exons: 3
Coding region: 1-390 (129 amino acids)
Source: RefSeq, a predicted model, not a curated record
AUGUCACACAUAUUUUUCAGCACAUUCCUGAGUGCAUUUGUGGACGUUGUGGUGAGCAUUGUGAUGUCCUUUGCUGCCCUUGCUGGAGCUCUUAUCAUCACCAUUGGCUACCAAAUAUGGUGCAACACAAUCAUGCUGCGUUUCGAGGCAUGUGAGGAUGCCACACAAAAUGACAUUGAUAGGAAGGACGAGAUACACACCCGUAUGUUCUACACCCACUUUGGAACAGCUCAGUUUGGAGCAUGGACUCUGUGGGUUUGCUGGGUUGGACUGGCAAUGUUCUCCUGGUUGAAGCUCUGGAAGUACCACCAGCAAGAAAACAUCCGCGUCUCCAUGGCCAGGGAGCGAGCCAGACUUGUCAGAGACAGACAUGUUAGACUCACGGAUUAAAAGAGCUCUUCUGUUGCACAAGAAAGUCAUGUUUAGAGAUAAGGAAUAGAAGAGACAGUGUAUGUAGAGAGAAGCAUAUAUUUCCUUAUUUGUUCACAGUGAUGGAGUGAACCUCUCAAAGUGUAGCUGUCAGUAUGGUAAAGUAUUAGGUGUUCAUUCAGGUAACUGACUGAACAGUUAAAGAAGGGUAGGCAGUCAUUUCAUGGAUUUUCAGAUUCCUCCACACGACAGUGUAUCAUAGCUAGAAGUACCAUUUGAAAUAGUUAACAAAGGCUCAGACAUGGAAGAUUAUCGGGAUAUAUACAUAUAUUUUAAUUAACCAGGGUAGUGGAUGGAAAAUGAAUAUAUAUUAUUUUUUACUUGUGAUGAGUAAGUGAUCAAUUUUAGUGCUUGUCUAUUAUUACCAGUAAUGGAGUUUACCUACUUUGCCUUGUCCAAUUAGAACAAGUUCAUGCUCUUGAUAUGUUUUCAGCUUUUAAAAGAAUAAUAGAGCCAUUAUGUAACUAAUAAUUACAGCAUACCACUACAUAUAUUUCCAGCAUAAAACCAGGUUACAUAUUACAUUGCUUUGCUGAAUUUUGUUUGACAUAUUACAGUUAAAAGUAUCAAGUUUUGUAAAAAAAAUCUUUAUUAGUUGCAUAAAUAAUCAGUGAAUGUAUCAGUUGAUAAUGAAAAGUUCCUAAUUAUUUUCCUGACUAUGUAAUGAUAAUGGAAUUGAGAGUGCUCCGGUUUUCACUUGACUAAGGACCAUUCUUGUAGAUUUGCUCAUGGAUUUUAAGCAGUAUUAGAACACCUCCUAUGAAAUGAGAUACUGAAACUGUAGAAAAUCUCAACAGUUAGAUUGUAUACGUCUUGCAAAGUGUCACAGGAAGAUGGUAAGCUGCCUUUUCAACCAUCCAUUCCUUCCAUUUGAGUUUUCUGUAAGAAGAGAACUAGAGACCCAGAGCUACUUGGUGUCCUGCCCAUUGAAAAAAUUAGCUUUUCAGGGCAUGACCCUUUUGAAGAAGUUUGGUCUGUGAUGGGAAAUCCUGAGAGAAGAUCCAAAGUAUACAAGGUUUAGUUUCCGAUUUCUCAGCAUUUCUCUGAUUUUGUCUUUAUUAAAGGUGGUUGGAGGUGUUUGUGGGUGAUUUUCUACUCUUCAAGAAUCUUCCAUACUUAUAUUAUUAUUUUUUUUAAUCAGGUAAUAAAGAUAGUGAAAGUUAUGCAUGCAUUGCACAUGGGUCCUCUUUUAGAAAGCUUUAUAUUUUUGUCCAUGGGAAAUAGUGCCAAAUUGUGCAUGUUUAACUUUUUUUAUGUCCUUGGUUCCUGCCAUGUAGUCCUAUUGUUUUUAAUAUGUUGUUGUUGUUUUUCUCACUCAAAUUAAAUGUAUUCAUCAACAUGUAGUUUAGCAGUAAUAUCCAAGGAAAACUGUAUGUUGUAUUAACUUGUAAAGUCACUGCAACAUUGAGCUACAAGUCCAUGAGAUGAAAUGGGACAAAACAUUUCCUGGUGUAAUUUUCCCAUUUUUCAUGCUUAUUUGCCAUAGGUAUACAAAUACUUUCCAGGUUUAUGGAAUUAUUUGACAUUUAAUAGUUAUAUAACCUAAAAAUUUAUAUGAAUUGAAAAUGCCUCCAUGAGGCUGAAGGGAUAAAUGAAGAAAUUAGAUUAUCUACUUUCAUUGAAAAAGGAUACCCAUAUUGAAAGAUAUAUGUAAAUUGCACAGCAGAAUCAGGUCAGAUAGUAUGAGUUUAUAGAAAUAAAUAAAGGUAUUUUAUAAAAGGUUUUAAAGCAGUCAUCUCAAACUCAGUUUUUAGUUUUGUCAAUUGUCUGAGGGCUAAGUUGAACUAACCUAUCAAAAUCAUUGUACUUGUAUAAAAAGUUUUCCUUCUCCUUCUCCUCCUUCUCCUCCUUCUUCUUCUUCUUCUUCUUCUUCUUCUUCUUCUUCUUCUUCUUCUUCUUCUUCUUCUUCUUCUUCUUCUCCUCCUCCUCCUCCUCCUCCUCCUCCUCCUCCUCCUCCUCCUUCUUCUUCUUCUUCUUCUUCUUCUUCUUCUUCUUCUUCUUCUUCUUCUUCUUCUUCUCCUUCUCCUUCUCCUUCUCCUUCUCCUUCUCCUUCUCCUUCUCCUUCUCCUUCUCCUUCUCCUUCUCCUUCUCCUUCUCCUUCUCCUUCUCCUUCUCCUUCUCCUUCUCCUUCUCCUUCUCCUUCUCCUUCUCCUCCUCCUCCUCCUCCUCCUCCUCCUCCUUCUUCUUCUGCAGUGAGGCUUAUCUUGUGUACAUCAAGAGGACUCGGCUCCAUAUAUAUAGAAAAGAAGAAUGAAGAUGGUUAUCACUAUAUUUUUGUGUUUCCUCUUCAUUGUCUGUAUUUUAUAUGUGUAAAAAUAACCCUUGAAGUAAUACUAGCUACUGCCUCAUGUGGUAACAUUUGAAUAUGUUGUAAUUGUACUGUAAGCAGCUGUUCACAUUAUCAGAUGACAAAUUUUCUCUGCUCUUUUUUUUUUUCUGCUUUUUCUUUUUCUUUUUCUUUUUUCUUAAGGCAUUACGUGUCUGUUCUUUCUUCCUUUCUUUCUUUCUUUCUUUCAUUCGGUCAGAGCUUAAAAUCUGACACCUCAGUUUUAAGGCAACUGGCAAUAAACUAAACUAAGUUAAUGUCAGCAUGCAAUAAACCCAAAUGCCAUAAUAAAGUCUAUUAAAGUCAGACAAAUUGUAACAACAAAAAUGUGAUAGGCAAGUGUUUUGUAAAUUGAAGUGUUUAUCCUCAGCUCUCCUUUUUGGGGGGUAGGGGAGUUUAAAGUUUAUUUAGAGGUGAAUGUAAUAAGCUUCUGUGUGGUCCAUUUGUCCUCAUUAUUAUACUAAAUGCAAGAUAAUGUAAAUAGGAAGCUAAAGUUUCAAAGCCUUUUUUUUCUCUUCUUCUUCUUUUUUUAAGUUUCCAAGCUUUUUUUUUCUCCUCUUUUUUUACCAUUAAGAAAGUUUGAUUUGUAAAAGGUAAAUGCGUUAUUGUUAUUAUUGUUGUAUAUGUAAACAAAAACAGAUAUUUGGUUUCAAAUGGGUAAGGUUGUCUUCACUGUAAAUAGAAAAAAAAAAACAAAAAAAGAAAAUGGUCAGAUAGUACUUUCUCUUCAGAAAAAAGGCCAUUUUCUCAAUAAUAUAUUAUCCACGAAAGAGAUAUGAAUGGAGUAUUAUUUUAAAACUCCUUUGAAAUAUAUAAGAAAAGUGCUUACAAUUAUACAGGUUUAGUUUAUUUAACAAAUGCAGAUGAUAUGUUAUUACAAAGUGUAAAAGGAUUUUUGUGUGCUUCCUGCUUUCCCAUUUUUUCUGUAAAUUGCAAUUAGAAAUUAAAAAGUUCCAUCCUUUGUGUCCCCCAGAAUAAAAUUUGACAAAAUGCACUAGCAUUUUUUUGAUAAUUAGUACAUAGGUAAUUUUGUAGUACAAAAGAUUGUUUAGAAAUCCAAUCAGAUUUAGAAAGUGGAAACUCAAAACGUUCAAAUGUUGGUAAUGAAGUUAUCAUUUUGUGAUAAACAAAGCAUCCCCCCCCCUUGUGCAGUCAACCAUCCAUGUUCUCGCUUACAAAAAUUAAUAAAUGAUUACUUGUCUUAUUAGUGCUGGGUACAUGCACUGUCCACUGUAGGUUUGUUCUGUCAGUUUUGUUUACACAAACUUGGCUUCACAAGUGCCUAGUCUAACCAACCUAAUUCAGCCAUUCCUUCAAAUUUUUUAGAAAGGUUUUAAUUCUAAUACCAAUAUUAUCAUUGGUGAUUGGUGAUUCAUUGUCUAAGCACUUGUGAAGGCUUCCAUGUGAAAACACAAAUGAUAAAUUAAAUUAUAGGAGACAGGGUAUGUAUAAUGUCCUAGCAUCAACAGAUUAAGAAAUAUUUCAUAAGUGAUUUUACCUUCAGGUUCAUUUUGAAAAUAGCUUCUCGGUCCAGAAUUAGAGAUGCUAAUAACAAGUCUGAAAUAAGGAAAGUUCAUGCAUAAAAGUCAUGAGGAUUUGGGAGGCCAACAGCUGUGUGCUUAUAUUAUGCCACAUGUUUAAUUACAGAAAAAUAAAUAGUAUUGAACAAUUGCUGCUGAUGGCAGAUUUGUUUCAUAAUUUUAUUGAGCAUUGAUAUUUUGCAUUAGGUAUGUAACUGAAAAACAGUUAACAUUUACAUGCAUAUAGAGAAGCUAAACAAGCAGUUGCUUUCAUAUCUAAUGUCAAAUUCCAAGCAAAGCCAAUUUUUUUUAGUAUGUCACAAAUGUAAUUAUGCUCAUUUUUUAUUGAGGCACUUGACAGUAUGGUGACAACAGAGCUGACAGAUUGGUGAUGACAAUUAUUUGGUAACUGAUGGGUUUGCGCACCCAACCAAUUAUCACCAACCACUCAAAUGUUCUUUUCUUCAGUAAAAAAUGGAGUGUAAUAUGAAUUUAGUGCCUUUCUUGGGAAAUAAAUUUUGUAUUAAAUAAACUCAAGAGUUAAGAUCUUCAAUUGCAACUUUAUUUGCUAAAGGUAUUGAUAAAUUUGACAGAGAUGCAUGUGUGAAUGAGAGAUUAUAUGUAUGCCUGUGUAUAAAUUGCAGUUAUGUACUGGGAACGCUUUAUAAUACGAGUAUAUAUCCUGGGCAAGGGUUAAUUUUUAAUGCCAAUGCAUUUGAUAUACUGGGUGGUAUCUUAGGGAAUGUAGAUUAUGGAAAUAUUCACAGUAAUCUCUAUUUUAUAAAAAAUAGAUCAUUAUGCUCUCUGUAAGGAAGCUAGCAGCUAGUGUAUUAUUGCACCCUUUUUGAGUAGCAGAAAAUGUUAGUCUUGUCCCUUUGAUGUCAGCAAUAAAUAGAGAGUGUG